AUCCAUGAAAAAAGAGGUGUCUUGAUCCAUUUCCAGAGUGGGCCUGAAACAGGGGAAGAACUGACAAAGCCAAAGCUUCUCCUUGCUAUCUUUUGCUGAUCUCGUCUUCCAGUUUCACUAGAGCUGAUUUCAGGGAGGAGAAAUCUGAUAAUUCUUAAAGAGGACCUGAUACUUGGAAUGAGAAUAUUGCCAUCAUGAGUCAACAAGGCUAUGUUGCGGCUCCUCCGUAUUCCCAAUCCCAGCCAGGAAUAGGAGGCUUUUCUGCAGGUUUUGGACCACCUAAUUCUUCACUUCAUUACGGGCAUUACGGGGACCCUAACUCCUCAUACUCAGCACCUCCACCAAGUGUGUCAAAAUCAACUGUGCCUUUUGGAACGUCAGCUCCUGUUGGGCCUCCACCACCUGGUACACAUCAAUUCAACCAGAACAGCUUCCAAAAUGGGCCCAGUGCACCAGGGCAACAGCCACACAGGUUUCAAGGCCCUCCACCUCCAAGCAGUACAGGACCUUCCUAUCCUCCCUACAGUCAUCAGUCACAGCCAGCCUACCCAAAUACUGCGCCCACUUCAUCUACAGCACAACUUGCUAACCAGCUCAGCAGCAUGCAGAUAAAUAGCUAUGGUCCUGGCACUACUCCGAGCUCUCGCAUGUCUUCUGGGCCUCCAACAUCUUUUCAGGGUCUACAACUACCACCACCAACCCAGCAGCAAAUCACUUUACCACCUGGAUCACAGGUUCCUCCACCAGCAAAUAACAUGAAUGGCCUUUGUGCUCAACCAUCGUUGCCUCCUAUGGCCAGACAAGAUGGAAUCCCUGGACCUGUCCCCCCGACUUCUAACUUGCAACAACUUUCAGGACAGCCUCCAGGGCCUGGAUAUCAUCCUCAGCCAGCAAACUACGGUCCUCAGAUGGCAGGAUCUCAGCUGUCUUAUCCUGGUGCUUUUCCUGGGGGUCCGGCACAACUCGCAGGUCCGCAGCAGAAGAAACUUGAUCCUGACUCUAUUCCAAGCCCAAUUCAAGUAAUUGAAAAUGAUAAGGCUUCUAGGGGAGGGCAGAUCUACGCUACAAACACAAGAGGACAGGUUCCUCCUCUUGUUACCACAGACUGCGUAAUCCAAGACCAAGGCCAUGCCAGCCCUCGUUAUAUCCGAUGUACUACCUACUGCUUCCCAUCAUCUUCAGAUAUGGCCAAACAGGCUCGCAUUCCACUGGCAGCUGUCAUCCAGCCUUUUGCUACUGUUCCACCGAAUGAGGCACCUCUUUAUGUUGUAAACCAUGGUGAGACUGGACCAAUCCGAUGCAACCGGUGCAAGGCUUAUAUGUGUCCCUUCAUGCAGUUUAUUGAAGGUGGAAGAAGAUACCAGUGUGGAUUUUGCAAUUGUAUAAAUGAUGUCCCUCCAUUCUUCUUUCAACAUCUGGACCACAUUGGCCGGCGGGUAGACCACUAUGAAAGGCCUGAGCUAUCUCUGGGAUCUUAUGAGUAUGUUGCUACUUUGGAUUAUUGCCGAAACAACAAGCCUCCAAAGCCGCCAGCUUAUAUCUUCAUGAUUGACGUAUCCUACAGAAACAUAAACAGUGGCCUAGUUAAACUCAUAUGUGAUGAACUGAAGACCCUGCUAGAUAAACUUCCAAGAGAAGAGCAAGAAGAAUCCUCAGCAAUUCAAGUUGGUUUUGUCACUUAUAACAAAGUCCUUCACUUCUUUAAUGUAAAAAGCAGCUUAGCUCAGCCUCAGAUGAUGGUGGUCUCAGAUGUUGGAGAAGUUUUUGUUCCUUUGCUGGAUGGUUUCCUUGUAAAUUUUCAGGAAUCACGAUCUGUCGUUAUCAACUUGUUGGACCAGAUUCCAGAGAUGUUUGCAGACACUAACGAGAGUGAGACUGUCUUCGCUCCUGUUAUCCAGGCUGGCAUGGAGGCACUAAAGGCUGCAGAAUGUGCUGGAAAAUUGUUUAUCUUCCAUUCUUCAUUGCCAACUGCAGAAGCACCAGGGAAGCUAAGAAACAGAGAUGACAAAAAACUACUCAAUACCGAUAAAGAAAAGACGCUCUUCCAGCCCCAGGUAAAUUCUUAUGAGGCCUUAGCCAGGGACUGUGUGGCCAAUGGCUGCUGCGUGAAUUUGUUCCUCUUCCCAAAUCAGUACGUGGACGUAGCCUCCAUGGGUCUCAUCACAAUGUACACGGGAGGAACAUUGUACAAGUACAACAAUUUCCAGCUGGAUGCUGACAGCACACAGUUCUUAAGUGACCUCAGGAAGGACAUCGAAAAAAAGACCGGAUUUGAUGCAAUAAUGAGGGUUCGGACAAGUACAGGCUUCAGAGCUACGGACUUCUUUGGUGCUAUUUACAUGAACAACACCACAGAUGUAGAGAUGGCAGCAGUUGACUGUGACAAGGCAGUGACAGUGGAGUUCAAACAUGAUGACAAACUGAAUGAAGACAGUGGUGCCUUAAUUCAGUGUGCUGUCCUUUACACAUCAAUAAGCGGGCAAAGAAGACUUCGCAUACACAAUAUAGGUUUAAAUUGUAGCUCCCAGUUAGCUGAUGUCUACAAGACUUGUGAGACUGAUGCACUUAUCAACUUCUUUGCUAAAUCAGCUUUUAAAGCCGUUCUAAGCCAACCACUGAAGACAGUCAGAGAGAUCCUGGUGAACCAGACGGCUCACAUGCUGGCCUGUUACAGGAAGAACUGUGCCAGCCCAUCGGCAGUCAGCCAGCUCAUCCUUCCAGAUGCAAUGAAGGUGCUGCCAGUGUACAUGAACUGUCUGUUGAAGAGCUGCGUGCUGGUUGGCAGACCUGAAAUUCCAACUGACGAGAGAGCUUACCAUCGGCAGCUGGUCAUGUCUAUGGGGGUAGCCGACACACAGUUGUUUUUCUAUCCUCAGCUUCUGCCAAUUCACGGCCUGGAUCUGAAGAGUGACGCCGUCCCAGCCGCCGUCCGCUGCUCUGAGGAACGUCUGUCAGAAGGAGGGGCCUUCCUGCUGGCCAACGGUCUGAGCAUGUUCCUAUGGCUGGGGGUGAGCGCGCCCCCAGAGCUCAUCCAAGGGCUCUUCAACGUGCCAUCCUUCACACACAUCAGCACAGAGGCUACAUCACUGCCUGACCUGGACAAUCCAUUUUCUAAGAAACUUAAGUCAAUAGUGGAGCAUAUCCAGAGCCAAAAGCCCUACACUAUGAAGCUGAUCAUAGUGAAACAGCGGGAGCAGCCAGAGAUGCUUUUCCGACAGUUCCUAGUAGAAGACAAGAGUAUUUAUGGAGGAGCUUCUUACGUGGAUUUCUUAUGCUGCGUUCACAAAGAGAUCUGCCAGCUGCUCAGUUAAGGAGUCUCAAAUACAGGUUGUCAGGUUCUUUCUGAUUUUGCGAGAGGGACGGUGAUGGGUGCCUGAAGGCUGGCCCCCAGCUCCACUGCACCAGGCCUUCUGCAGCGCUCUUCUCUGUGCUCUUGUUGUACAGUUUCAUUUCCCACAGCCUCUCACUGAGUAUUUAGCUUACUCAUUAAGCUGUAGAAUAGGAAGUUCUGCACUCAGGUAUUAAUCUUUUGGGAGCCCUGACUGUUUCUCCAAGUGCCGUGCCAGAUUUCAAACUGUCAACGCUUCAGAGCAUACGGUAUGCAUUUAUUGAAAUAUAAUUUAGAAAACUCUUUAAUUAUUCCUUUUGUUAGUCAUAAGUUGUAUAAAAGCCAGAAAAGAUGCUAAAAAUCUAUACAGGAGGAAAAAAAUACGUAACAUUGCUUUUUCUAAGUGAGUUGAAUAUAGUUGAAUUAGAUUUGCAGUAAUCGUGUAGUUCAAUGAAGUACUCAAAGUCCUUCAUGUAAAGCUGAUCUCUACAAAUAACCCCCCUUUUCCUGGAAGGGACAAUCAUUGCCUUCUACAGAAGCAGAGCUCUGGGUCACCUGCCACACCCAGGGCUACCCAGGAGACAAAAACGCCUGUUUAUAACUGGACUUGGGUAAGUUUAACAACAGUGGACCACAGGCGGAACAGUAAUCAAGCAUUCCUUUUGCUAAAUUUGGCAGAUAAUGCAACACAAUUAUGGUACAAUUCUCUUAAUUAACUUAGCAUAGUUUUUAAUUACGUAUUAAUAAUUGAACUGUUAGGUUUUAUUUAGUGCAUUUGCUAACUGGAACAUUCCCUCAAAAAUGCAGUGGCAGGUCAACUGUAAGACAGUUGACGAAUUAACCAAAGGGUAUUUGUGGUGCUAUAAAAAGAAAGCCUCUUGUUUAAUACCAGUUCUAUUACAGUGACCUCCUCUCGCAUGACUGAUUUAUUCAACAGUCACUGCUUUGAAAAAUAAGCCUCUGCUAAUAUCAAUAUUUAAGGUAGAAUUUAGAAAGCCAGGGUCUUUGGAAUAGCUGUUUACCUCAGAUACUUCAUCAAUCUGUAUGUUUAGGACCAAUACCUCUGCUUGUAAGAUUUGUACUUUUCCAAACUUGAAAAGCUAUUGUUACAAAAAUCAGUGUUUCAGAGAAAGCAAAAACCCCUCAAAAGUAAUGCUAAGAGUUGGGACUCAUUUAAAAAACAAAAGUGCCUUUAAGUAAGUUAGUGUUGCUACUUAGUGUUAAUCAUUUUAAUAUCCAAGACAAGCAGUCAAGAUGCAUAUUUCUGGUUUGACAGCUUAUCAAAAGAGCUCUAUCCUUGUGCAGUGACUGAGCGCUCUUAAAAUAAGCGGCUACGUUACAGAAGGAUCCUGGGACUGAAUUCAGCUGCCAAGGCAAGCACUUUUUAGCUGAAAAUGUUACCCUGUAAAAAGUAUUUGUUGCCAUUCCAAAUCAGUGUACUUUGUAGAAUGACACCAGCAACUCUAUGUGUAAAGAAAUAAGCAAUUAUUAAUUAUAAUUACGUGUAUGUUUAUUCUUAUAUAUACUAAAUUCUCCAAGUUUUUUAUGCUAUCAGCCUCUGCCAAAAGCUACAUAUGUAACACAUCUUAAACUUAUAACAUCUUAAAGCACCUAAAACUAGUACACACCCCACUACAGAGGGUGGUUUAGGGCAACUAGCAACAGAAACCCUCUUCAGGGCUCAUGGACUUCUUCCCCCUGCCUUUCCCUGUAAGCACAGCAAAGUCAAAUUAGGAACAAUAAUUCCUGCACAGUGUAAACAAAGCCAAGUCUCCUGUUGUGACUUCUAAGACAGCAAGCCUACCUGGUGUUACAGAACUUUCAGGGUGUUUCUGCUGUUAGCAUCACCCCAGAGGUAGGUGGGGAGCUUCCCUCCCCUCAGAGGUAGGAAGCUGGUGGGCUGCUCAUGACCUGUUUUCUUACCUUAUUCCAUGGAGGUUGCCCACAGCCAGAAGAUCGUGGCUGCACCACCACACGCAUCUUCUGCUUGGCCAGUUCAGGCCACGCAAAACCACCACUGAUCAGCUGCUUUAGUUGGUCACUUAGAAUUUUGAUGCGGAGCAUGCACACCCCUUACCCGUGCACUGGCAAAGCCUACAGAGAGCAUGAUUUCAGGCACAGCGGUGCUGUUCAGAACAAAGCUGUAGUAACACAAAGCUAUUUACACUCGCACAGCUAAUUCAUCCCAGCUCUAGCCUUUCACAUACAGUUAAUCUAAUUUUUUGUACAUAUCACAAUGGCUAAACCAGCACUGAGAUACAGACACACGUUGAUACAGCAGCUCUUGCAGCAAUCAUAAGUUAUCACACAGACAUAUUACAAUUCUUGUCUCCAGCAUAAACAGCAGGGCUGUAAUAUUCAACUCAGAUUUGCAGUAUUUAGGCCUUUUUAUUUACCUACUGCUUGCUUUUUUCAUCCAUGAGAAUGACCCUAUUAUGAAAAGGAUUAGUAAAUUUUCCUCCAUGUUAUUAAGUUGACUUUCAUCCCAUUACACUGGGCAAUUUUCUACUACAGCAAUAAAGUUGCCACCAACUUUGCCAGUUU
Calidris pugnax (ruff) is the source of this 5872-nucleotide messenger RNA. It is a transcript of the gene SEC24D, whose product is annotated as SEC24 homolog D, COPII coat complex component. Gene Ontology annotation, biological process: COPII-coated vesicle cargo loading; intracellular protein transport; endoplasmic reticulum to Golgi vesicle-mediated transport. Gene Ontology annotation, molecular function: SNARE binding; zinc ion binding. The record is from RefSeq and is a predicted model, not a curated record. Gene Ontology annotation, cellular component: endoplasmic reticulum exit site; COPII vesicle coat. The transcript has 23 exons. Lineage: Eukaryota; Metazoa; Chordata; Aves; Charadriiformes; Scolopacidae. Bases 195 to 3311 code for a protein of 1038 amino acids.